AUGUUUGGCCAGUCCAAGAGCUCUGCACUGCGCAAUGCACGCAUCGAGUCGAGCGACAUUGUGAGGGGCAGAAACACCACCAUCUGGCUGUUUAUCGAGAUCGUCACGCGCAUUGAACCGGAGGGAUCCCUGGAGGUGAUUUGGCCGUACCACCACAUGGAUAUCUUCAGCUAUCCUGAGUGGCUGGAGAACGUGCGGUAUAGCCAUGUCAGGGCAGCUACAGAGCUGGGUUCGAAGCCCGCCCCAUCUUCUCUCCGACUCCGGUACAUUGCCUUCAUUUCGGCCCUAGAGAAGCUUGGGGAUUGGCUGACCCCACCCUUGGGCGAGCUGCGGUUGGAGUUCCGAGCAAACACCUCAGGCUUUGACCCUGGACUCUACAUUUUUGAGAUCAACGCCACCAAUCCUCCGAUGGCGGCGGCGAAUCCAGCGGUCGCUUCUUCACCAUGCAAAUUCAAGGGGUGCAUUUCUUGGUACAGCAAGUCGGAGCUUUUCAAUCCAGUCCUCUACAACCCGCUGACAGGCGUUUGGACUCAUGACGACCAGCCGGUGAACAUGUGGCAGAAGCAGUAUGACUAUCGAACCUCGGUGAAGGCUCACCAGAUCGCCAACCCCAUGGCCAUCGCUGCAGUGGUCAACCUCACGUUGGAUGAACGUUUGGCCUGUGGCCGGGACGACCGGCCUCUCCGCCGGAGUGCGGUUGUGAUUGGCUUUGCGCUGGACCAGUAUGUAUCCAGAUCUGAGGAAGUGUUGGAGAUUCGGGCACCCAUUGGUUGGCUCUUCGACUCGGACUGCCAAGUUAAAACAGAUCCGCAGGAGGUGUAUCCGCCACCUGCAGAGAGGCCAGCUGUGAUAUCCUUGCUGAACAACACGCCUGAGCUGACAGUGCAUGACUGGCCGGCAUCAGCACGCAUCAUCACUUGCCGCGGAGACUCGCACAUAGCCUAUGUGCGGAUUGGACCAGGACUUGAUCGCAGAAGGGUGUACCUGUUCCGGAUUGAGAUCAAACAGAAUCCUGCGAAUACACCCAUUGCCAACACUUGGUCCUUGACCAUGGGCACCGAAUCCUCGGGAGCGAUGGAGGGUUUUCCUGUCUGGACAUUUCCCGGCACUCGCAUUGAACCCGUGCUGCUGGCUUGGACCAACAAGUCCAAUCCAGUGUCCAUGCCUGUGGCCAUCUUCUUUGAGACAACCAACUGGCUCUUCUAUUUUGAGCCACCCAUGACGCCGCUCAGCAAGCUGGCGCCCAUCCUUCGGAUUGUGAUGCCUGCACAGUAUGAGUUUCUGAUUGAAGCCACAGAUCAAGAUAUGCAAGGUGAGCGCUGCUACAUGAGUAUGCAACAAGAAGGCAGUUGCCGGCUUUGUGGCGUUCCAUUCCAGCCGUCAGAAGCAUGGUGCGUGCGCGAAUGGAACCGGAAGAAUGCUGCAGAGAUCCACUUCCAUUCGUCCAAGAUCCUUGAACCACAGUUUCAGUACAGUGUUUGGGUGGUGGUCACAAACCCACACUCGCCUGAUGCGAUCGAUGGGCCGAAAAGCACUUGGCUGAUGGAGACCUUCUUCGGCGAGCCAGUGCCUCCGGCCAUGGCGCCCUACGGCUAUUGGCUGGAUUAUGUGGUGGCACCAGGCUAUCGUGUGUCCGGGCUUGCUGAGCUUACUGUAGAAACGCCAGAGGCGCGUGAUGGAGGAAGCUUUGUCGACUGGGUCACCUUCACGGUAUCAUUUCCUGAUCUACUCCUACCAGGGGAUGUGAUCGAGAUCAGAGCACCACCAGGAUAUGAGAUGUCAUAUUUGCAGCCAGGCUUUGAGUUGGUGAUUCUAUGCUACGGUUUCCGCUGGAUCCCCACCAUUUGGCCAGAUCCGUUGCCUCCGGAUGUGGAUCCAGAGACAAUCCCCACGCACCUGCUGCCUAUCCGGCCGCCUGAACGUCCACCAAUUCCGGAGGGUGUCCCGACUUGGGCGAGUGGCAAUUCCGUGCUUGAGAUUCAGCCAACCGAGCUCUCAGAUGACUUGCAAUGGGCUGCAGAUGGCGCCUGGGUCAUGAGGAUGCCGAUUAACUUCACUGCUGCCAUCCUGAACGACUAUGCGACCUUUCUUGUGCUUAUUGAGGGCAAUGACAGCAACUACAGUAAUCUGUCAGCCAGUGACUACAAAACACCCAAUGCGAUCGAGUUGAUGCAGAGGAUCGGGCUGCCAGAUUGGGCGGUACCAGCAGCAGCACGAUCACAGUUGGAUACCAUGGGAAAUGAGACGGUGAAUGCCUCCACGGAGUAUUUGGUUCUUCGAAGCCAUUGCCUUGACCGCUUCGCACAAGACGCAGGUGGAAACUUCUUGAACGAUGACUUCAACUGGUCGAAGGUGCCUGCCAAUGCAGAGUUCCAGGUGUUCUACGAUGUGCAUUCCUGGAUCUUCCACAAUGGAACGGUGGUGUCACCUGCUGAUAGCUUCAAUCUCAGCAGUUACAUGCAGAGCCUCAAUAUGACCUACAAUGCAAGCAACGUGACCAACCUCACUGGAUUGGUCACAGUGGAUGAGGUUCACCUCUGCUUCCGCGCGCUAUUCCAAGCUUCCCGCUCGGAGAUCGAUGGCCCAGCAGCAGAAGCCUUCUGCUUGCAAAACUGCAGCAACACCAACCUCACCAUCUCACAGACGGAUUGUAUCCUCCAAUGCCUCUUCACACCUUUAGCUCGAAACCAGACGCGGUGUGAUGCCAUUCCAGUCGGCGGCUUGCCGGACGGUGCGGAGAAUGUGGCGCAGCAAAUGCUGGCGCCGCCAGCUUGUGCAGCAGAUGUAGCGACGUAUCUUGACCUCAUGGCUCAAGGCCUCAUUCAAACUGCAGAGACCAACGCUUCGAACCGCAGCAACUCGACCAACAGCAGUGGAGGUCUCAACAUGACCAUGCCGGAUUGCAAGUGUGGCCUGCCUACCGACACUCUCGUUGCGGUGGCCUGGAGGUCAAAGGUGAAUCUCACCAAGGAGGUCGAAGACUACCGGUUGGAGUAUGAGGCAGCGGUUCGACUCCGAAGCUUGGACCAAUCGCCGCUGCAAACCCCCGCCGUGUGCGAGGGCAACAAGGUCAUCCUUAACAUCAAAGAAGAGCACAUGCAUCCCGAUCCUCAGUUCGUGAACUCCUCCGUGACCUUCCGCUUCCAGAUGCGUUUUACCAACCCUCGUCGGCCACCACUGGACUAUGAGAACAACUGGAUCAUGUUGCAUAGUCGAACCGUCAGCAUGGACUCCGAUUCAGAUGCGAUCCUUUCCUCUGAUGCCGUGCAGAGUUGGAAUGUGCGAAGCAAGCUGCGAUACAUCACCAUCAAUCGGCUCACCGAGGUGCUACGGCCAGAAGAUGAGGCUAUCAUCCACUUCGAGUUUGUGACGGUCAAUCCGGCGGACCAAUUGGUGAUCUAUGCCAUGAGCCCUGAGGGUUUCGACUUCACCACGGUUUUCUUGGAGUCUCCGGCAGAUGGCACAGACUCGGGAAACAAGCCUCCGAAUGUGGGUCGACGCCUGCUUUGGAAGGGAUUCACUGGUGGCAUCGUGGUCCAGGAUGGAUACAGGAAUGAGUGCACCCUCAGGGUCAGCUUUGACAAGAAUGAGUACGUGCGUUUCCAGCUGGGCGGCAUUCGGAUUCCCUGGAUCGGUGGCCAGGCGCUCUUCACCAUGCACACCAGUGUCAGAGGCUUUCGCCAGGAUGAGAUAGAGAUGUGUUGCUAUGAAGGGCAGCCAGUGGAAAAUCCGGCUGUGGUGUUCAAGGUGCCAUUUCGAUUGCAGGGCCUGAGGGCUGUACUCCAGAGCGAAUGGGAUCAAGAGGCUUUCAACUUUCCCAUUGCCUCGAGCAUGAAGACAAGGUUGGACGAACAGCAUCUCGUCACCUUCACCUUCCAGCUCGCAGCUCCCAUCGAGCUAGCCCCGCCAGCCCGACGACUGGUCUUUGUCGUCCGGGCACCGGUCGGCUACUUUAUCUUGCUCUCCGACGACUUGAUGGAUGUGAGGGACAGUUCGUUUCUGGUCGAGGACGCGACUGUGCAAAAUGGGGAAGGUCUCCGUAUGCGAUCUUUGCCUUUCAAUUUGGACUUCGAAGAGAGCACCGGCGGAAUGAUUCAACUUGUUCUACCUGGGCUGCAGAAGAUGCCCACUGAGCGGGAAUACAGAAUUCUCUUUGAGGCAUUCACUCCUAGGCGACAUGCAUUGCGGGUGCCUAACGACCUGUGGGUGGUGGAAAUCACCGAUGACUACAAGCUGGCACAAGUUCAGGUCUCUGAGCAGAAAGGCUCCCUAGAUGACUUUGAAUUGCUCAGCAAGGUCAACUUCACCGCGACCACAGCACACGCCCCACCCGAAGUGGUCAUCACAUUGGAGGUGAUCCUCUACGACCUGGGGGAGGAGUCUGAGUACCCAAAUCGUGUGGAUGUGUAUGCUCCAUCAGGCUACAAAUUCCUACUGAGCUGCUUUGCGCCGGGAGAGCGAGAGCGCCUGAAGAACAACCUGGUGUCUUGCCGGGAACGAUGGACGCUCUUCAAUGGGAACUACUUGAGCGGUGCCAUUCUGAUGGCCGCCGACAAUGGAGUGCUUCCACGGGACAUGCCACUGACGAUUAAGCUCCUGUGCAGUACACCGCCGCUCACACCAGAAAGGAAUUACUUCUUUGUGGUGACGAAGCAGCGGGAAGGGGAUGCUGGCUGGGGCAUGACCACCAAGAGCUUUGACAUCACUCCAAUGCCAGUAACCAUCCGCUACACCGGUGUGGCUGGCGCUGAGGUGCCAAUGUUCAUGGCCUUGCAGAUUCGAUUUCCUCUGCCAUGGGGUGGAAAGGUGCACAUCACUGCGCCACUGGAGUACCAAAUCCUUUGCCCCAUUUCCAAGGUUUUGCUUGCGCCGGACAACUUCCGGUUGCCCAACUGCACCCACGAGGAUCCUAUCCUCAAUGGAUGCUUUGGGCUUCCCCUGGUCGGAGAUCCAAAUGCCGUUCUUGAUCCCUUGCUGCCGAUUUGCGAUCCUUGGCAUGAAGUCUUGCUGGACUUCGAGCUGCCUUGGUGGAGCCAGCUGGAUCCAGAGGAAAAUGAAAAUUUGCCGCCGAUCCCCACGGUGGCUUUGCAGGCGAAUACGGAGCUGCUGUGGUCAAUCACAGUGAAGGUGCCAUUUAACACUCCGAAGAUACGGAGCAACAAUGUAUUCCGGGUACGCGUGAUGGAUGCCAACAAAGUCGCGACUGAUGGGAACUUAUGGCUUCCUGGGGAAGAGGUUCGCACAAUCCCACGUGUCCAAGACUUCAAGAUUUGGUUCACAACGCCGGUGCCUGCCUCGAUGAUGUCAGUGGCGAUUCAUUUCUCUUUCAACCAGACUCUGCCGCGUGGCGAAGAGGGCAGCACGCCCUUGCGAGUCAUUGAAAUCAUGGCGCCGGAAGGGAUCGAGCUGAAAGUCCGUCGACCCAAAGAUGUGCAAAGACUGAAGAGAGAUGACUAUGUGCCCGUGACGGAAUGGAACUGGACAGACAUUUUGCCUCGCCAGCUUUGGUUUGGCCUUGAUAUGACCAAGAAUGUGACGGGCACCUUCCACUACUCUUUCCCGGCCUUGACGCCAUCGGAAGAGCAAGGCAUGCCCUACGACAACCUUUGGCAGGUGAAACUUUGUUCAGAUUCACCCAUGUGCUCGAGCCAACUGCUGUCCAUUCCCAUCCCUGGCUUCUUCUUUGGCGAGGAACCUGCAGAAGAUCUUUCGGAGGAAGCACAGGAAAUGUUGACUGGUGGCUGGGCAAUUCGCUCGACUCUGCCGUUCUGGCUGUUGCACUGCCUAUGUUGGGUUGUGGCAAUCAAUGCCGUGGACAGCUGA
Messenger RNA from Durusdinium trenchii, 5823 nucleotides. Lineage: Eukaryota; Dinophyceae; Suessiales; Symbiodiniaceae. The record is from the annotation of a GenBank genome assembly.